AUGCCGUCAUAUACCCGCUUCGAGGAGAGCGAGCUGCCGGCUGCCACUCUCGCCGAGGCAGUACCGCCUGUACCGCCAAAGACGUUCGGUACUCUCGCUCCUGCCUUCCGCAAGUUUAGCAUUAAGCGUCUGGUACGCAGGAAACCAACGAGCGUCAGAGAUACUCAGGGGAGUGAAGCGCCACUCAACACUAGCACGAAUCAGCCGCAGCCUACCGACCCUUCCCUGCAUCAGCGUCAUCGAUCCCAGAGCCAAGCGCCCCUCAAUGCCAGCCCGAAUCCGCCGCUUCCCGACCCGCCGCGACGGCCCAGUCUCCCAACAUUGACAGCCGCUCCGGCCGUUGCACGCAAACCGGUACCACUGUACGACGAGGCUCUCCUUAGGCUCCCCCCACGCAUGUCCAUCGAGGAUGCGCAAGGCUUGGGGCUCGUCCUCGGCCAGCCUUCCUCCCUCGUCAGCUCGCAGGGGCGCCGCAAUCCGCAAGGAGACACGACUACGUCCACCAAAGCUCGCUCCUCAGAUCCAAAUACCUCGAUCAGCUCUAGCGCAGCCCAGAGCGACAUAAUGCGUAUCACAACGGCAGACUCGGACGGAGCCAGCACGUCGGACAUGUGGCUUCAGAGACCUGGCGCAGGGGCGCGUACGCAGAGGGUCUCCGUGCAGCGAUCGCCCGUCUUUGAUCCUCCACCACUCCCUUCCUUGCGUAGAGAGAGUGCAGCAACAGAGGAGGUGCCAGUCCUUCCACCUCUUUCAGAGUCUCGCGCCACCAAUCGCACGACGGCAACAGCCCGGGACAGCCACCUCUUCUCUAGCGACGGGGGCGGCUCAGCCCUUGAAGCUGAGAUUGGUACGGCGCGCAAGGUCGUGGGGCAAAGCCGCGCUCAAUCGCAAAGCAUCAUGCGCGUGAUAGAGGAGAAGGAGCCGCCUGCUACAUUAGCUGAACCUCCUCAGCUCACCUUGCGAUCAGCCACGCCUCUCUUCGCCAAGAUCGAUACCGCCUUGCAGGAGUUGCGAGCCGUGGAUCAGCCGCGUGCUGGGCAGGUGCUGGGCACUUCCCGCUCCUUUGUCGUGCCAGCCAAGGCGGGAGACGAAGGCAUGAGCACGCCAGACUCGGAAGAUGAUGUCCACAACCGACCCCGUACCCGCAGCUCUCCGGCAAAGAAGGCUGCCACAGAAUUGCCAUUCGCUACCUUACCGCGUCGCAACAACACGCGACCAUCGUCAGCUUCGAGCGCAGAAGAAGGCAAGCACCCACGCGAAUCGUUCGACGCUCCCCGUCCUCACCCGCCAUCGCAGAAGAGCUCCUUCCUUUCUACCGUUCGCGGCGGCAGCCACAAGCGGUCGAAGAGCAGUCUUGCGGCCUUGUCAAAGACAGAGUCGUCCAAGAGUGACAAGAAAGAGGCUAAGCGGGAGAGGGAGAAGGAGAAGGAUCGAAUUCGACGUUACGCUGAUAUGAAGACGAACGAUCCGCUCUUGGCUGAGCGACUCGCUCUGAUGGGGCUGCAGCACGGCAGCGAGCGGCCGAUCCGAGCGCAGGCGCAGGAGCAGGAGCAGGGGCAGCCGCAAGCGCAGGCUAACGAGCACCCUCCUGCCGUUUCAAAAAGCGCAGCUACCCCCGCAGUCGGCGCCGUCGCACCCUCAUCGUCGACCUCGAGCGCUUUUGUCACCGCAUCGCCGAGUCUCCCUGUCUCCUCUACCUCUAACGCGGGCGCGGGCGUAGGCGCAUCUCCCUCCCUGGCCUCCGUCUACACUCUUGCUCGCUCCCGCUUCGGGUCACGUCCUACCACGGCGGACUCCUCCUCGCUCGCCCCAGUGAACGUCAACACGAACGCAGAAGCGGCCUUUGUUACACCCUCGUCCACACACGCGGAGAGCGCUCAAGCCAUGCUGCAGCGAUCAGCCAGUGCUACGAGCAAUAGUCGCCGCGGCUCCGGGAGGCCGGGCUCUUCGGGCUCGUCUGUUAGGACGAGGCGGAUUAGCUCCUUCUCUCCUGCCACGGUCAGCGCAGAGACAGCGCAAGUGACGAGUGGUCCGGCUUUGGAUGAGGCUGCGAGGGAAGUGUUGCAGAGGAAGACUAGCACACGCGCUCGUGCGCCGCCGCUCCUGGUGAGGAAGGUGAGCAGCGGAGGAAGCACGCCUAGGCAGGCGCCCAAGCAUUUGAGUCUGGUUGCUAGGGUGGAGGAUGAGGAGGAGAGGGCCCAGAGGGGCGAGAUAGAGGGGAAGCAGUCUUAA
This is a messenger RNA of Jaminaea rosea, 2232 nucleotides long. RefSeq lists its product as hypothetical. The record is from RefSeq and is a predicted model, not a curated record. The transcript has a single exon. NCBI's taxonomy places the organism in Eukaryota, Fungi, Basidiomycota, Exobasidiomycetes, Microstromatales. Bases 1 to 2232 code for a protein of 743 amino acids.